Messenger RNA from Chrysochloris asiatica (Cape golden mole), 640 nucleotides. RefSeq names its product ubiquitin-conjugating enzyme E2F (putative) (gene UBE2F). Gene Ontology annotation, biological process: protein neddylation. The transcript is spliced from 10 exons. Gene Ontology annotation, cellular component: nucleus. The record is from RefSeq and is a predicted model, not a curated record. NCBI's taxonomy places the organism in Eukaryota, Metazoa, Chordata, Mammalia, Afrosoricida, Chrysochloridae. Gene Ontology annotation, molecular function: NEDD8 transferase activity. The coding region runs from base 83 to 640 and encodes 185 amino acids.
GCCGCGCCGUGCGGGCCGGGCAUGGUGUUGGGCCCCGGACCGCCUCGCCGGUCUCGGGGUGCCCAGGACAGAGGCAACAGGGAUGCUCACUCUGGCAAGCAAGUUGAAGCGGGAUGACGGUCUCAAAGGGUCCCGCUCAGCAGCUACAGCGUCAGACUCCACCCGGAGGGUGUCCGUGCGAGACAAGCUGCUCGUCAAAGAGGUUGCAGAACUUGAAGCGAAUUUACCCUGUACCUGUACAGUGCAUUUUCCCGAUCCCAACACACUCCACCGCUUCCAGCUGACUGUGUCCCCAGAUGAGGGUUACUACCAGGGUGGAAAGUUUCAGUUUGAAACUGAAGUUCCUGACGCAUACAACAUGGUGCCCCCCAAAGUGAAGUGCUUGACCCGAAUCUGGCACCCCAACAUCACAGAGACGGGAGACAUCUGUCUGAGUUUACUGCGAGAACAUUCUAUUGACGGCACUGGCUGGGCUCCCACCAGGACGCUGAAGGAUGUUGUUUGGGGAUUAAACUCUUUAUUUACUGAUCUUUUGAAUUUCGAUGACCCAUUGAAUAUUGAAGCAGCAGAACAUCAUUUGCGGGACAAGGAGGACUUCCGGAAUAAAGUGGAAGACUACAUUAAGCGUUACGCCAGAUGA